Messenger RNA from Ogataea philodendri, 294 nucleotides. RefSeq lists its product as uncharacterized. The transcript has a single exon. The record is from RefSeq and is a predicted model, not a curated record. Gene Ontology annotation, cellular component: endoplasmic reticulum membrane. Gene Ontology annotation, biological process: vacuolar proton-transporting V-type ATPase complex assembly. NCBI's taxonomy places the organism in Eukaryota, Fungi, Ascomycota, Pichiomycetes, Pichiales, Pichiaceae. The coding region runs from base 1 to 294 and encodes 97 amino acids.
AUGUCUUUUAUUGCCGAUCUCUGGGACUCUGUUUUCCAGCCGGGCACAACGCCCACGCUCGUUGCAGCCACACACAUCUCAUUUGCGUGUCUGAUCAUCUCCCUGGUGGUGAUGAUUUUCCUGAGUCGAUCCAUCCAUUUUGUCAAUCUGUUGGUGAUAUCGCUGCUUCUUUGGGGAUCUGUGACGUGGUUUAUCGGUGAGAUUGCGCGUGAGAAGGCGAAACUGCAGCAGGAAGGAUCUACUGACAAACAAGACGCUCCAAAGGAACCGUCAGACUCCAAAAAGGAGAAAUAA